Molecule: messenger RNA, 1073 nt
Organism: Nanorana parkeri
Lineage: Eukaryota; Metazoa; Chordata; Amphibia; Anura; Dicroglossidae
Gene: YOD1
Product: YOD1 deubiquitinase
Exons: 2
Coding region: 75-977 (300 amino acids)
Biological process (GO): protein deubiquitination; endoplasmic reticulum unfolded protein response
Cellular component (GO): cytosol; nucleus
Molecular function (GO): protein binding; cysteine-type deubiquitinase activity
Source: RefSeq, a predicted model, not a curated record
GUCACUGAGCGUGGCUACCCGGCAUCCCUGGUCAUUGUUUAGUUGUUUCAUCGUUAGCGGUGUCAGUGGUUGAAAUGUUGCGGCUUCGUUGUAAAACCCGGCAGGGAACGUACCUGCUUCAGGGGCUAACGGACAUGUCCAGCGUCCGGGAGCUGCAGGAGCGGAUAGCCGGGGCGAGUGGCAUCUCCGAGCCCGGGCAGCGAAUCAUGGUGGGCUAUCCCCCCGCCAAUCUAGACCUGAGUGAUGGUGAUGCCACCCUGCGGGACCUGCCUAUCAAAUCAGGUGACACACUGAUUGUGGAAGAAGAUAAAAGCAAGCCUGCUACUAUCGUGAAGCAAUGUAUAAAUGAUCAGACUCUCCCAAAGGCUCCAGCGAUUGUUCGUAGAGUUGUUCCAGCAGACAAUUCCUGUCUCUUCACCAGUGUUUACUAUGUGGUGGAAGGUGGUGUAUAUGACCCAGCCUGUGCACCAGAAAUGCGCAGCCUUAUAGCUGAAAUUGUUGCAAGUGAUCCAACAAGUUAUUCCGAAGCCGUGCUGGGAAAAGGCAACGAAGAAUAUUGCUUGUGGAUUCGUAGGGAUGAUACAUGGGGCGGAGCUAUAGAGGUUUCAAUACUUUCCAAAUUUUAUCAGUGUGAAAUCUGUGUUGUGGACACACAGACUGUGAGAAUCGAUCGUUUUGGGGAGGAUGCUGGCUACAGCAGACGGGUUUUGCUGAUUUAUGAUGGCAUUCACUAUGACCCUUUACAACGCCAGUUUCCUGAUCCUAGCAUGCCCCCUAUGACCAUCUUUUCCACAACAGAUGAUGACGCACUGGUGCAGGCCUUGGAGUUGGCAGAAGAAGCCAGGAAGAAAAGGAAAUUUACAGAUGUGAAUAGAUUUGCCCUGCGCUGUAUGGUUUGCCAGAAAGGAUUAACUGGACAGUUGGCAGCAAGAGAUCAUGCCAAGGAAACUGGGCACACCAACUUUGGGGAGGUGUAGUAUCCCAAACUUCGAGACGCAAGACAAAGUUGGCAAAAACUACCUCACACCUCAGAAGCCAGUUUAAAGUGCACAUGUAGUGAUAUUCUGCAAACA